CGCGAUAGCUUCGCUACGUUUGAUCCUAAUAUCUCGUUGGAAAAUAUUUUAUUCGGCUCGUUGACGACCGUCCACUUCCGUCGAGGCGUGGAGUUUCAUCGAUCGCGGUGAUUCGCCUAAAUUUCGAGCAUGGUGCAGCAGUGACUCUUCCGUUGUACCUCGUGACUCGAAGCAGUUAGACGCAAUUAGCUUUCCUGGCCUUCGAUUUCUUCCUCGAGAACCUUUGAAUCGACGCAAGGAUGCAAGCAGAAAAGACCGACAACGAGACGGAGAAGGUAGAGCAAAAUAACGUCGACGGGGAGAAAAAUGGAGCCGAGGGGGCUGAAAACGGGGCCAAGGCGGAGGGAAACGACGCGAACAAAGAGUCCGCGGAGGUGACGAACAAAACGUCGAACCUGAAGAUCGAGGACGACACCGGAAGCUCGACGCCCAGCAGUCCGGGCGCCACGCAGCCUGGCAGCUUUUUGGCAAGCUUCAAGGCGUUUUCGAAAUUCGGUGACCCGAAAAGCGACGGGAAGCUGAUCACGCUGAGCCAGAGCGACAAAUGGAUGAAGCAGGCGAAGGUGAUCGAUGGCAGGAAGAUCACCACCACCGACACGGGGAUUUACUUUAAGAAGCACAAAUCCACGAAGCUGGGAGUCGAACAGUACAAAGCAUUUCUGGAGGAGCUGGCCAAGAGCAAGAAGGUGGACUUGACGGAGAUGAAGAAGAAAAUGGCACACUGCGGACCACCGGGAGUGACUGGCGCUUCAGGAAUGGGAAAAGCAGCAUCCACCGUGGACAGAUUGACGGACGUCAGCAAGUACACUGGUUCCCACAAGCAACGUUUCGACGAGACUGGAAAGGGCAAGGGUAUCGCUGGUCGGAAGGACCUGCCCGACCAGUCCGGCUACGUGCAGGGCUACCAGAACAAGGACACCUACAAUAAGGCCCACUAGCCCCCGAUCGCGUGCUCCUGUGAUGUCUUCGACACUCUGUUGUCCCGUCCACGCGCUUCACGCGAAACAAACGCGUCGUCGUGCUGUCGUCGCGUUCUCGCCUCGUCUUCACUGGCGUUCUUCCUGGCGUCGCAGCUCGCUUGAACAACACCGCUGGCAAUCAAGGUCGAUCGACCAAGUCCCAUCGAACGAACUGGAGCACACUCCACCGGGGAGUGCGAUGAACGUCAAGAGCUUCACUGGUGAUAUUUCGCGAUAAACGGCGAUACUAGGUUGCCAUUGGAUUUCGUACAGUAAAAUCAGAUUCACGCCAUUUUCUAUCGGGCAAUCGCUUAUUUAAACAUUUUUAAAUGUUGAGAACACCUUGUAUGUGUCUCAAUCUAUGCUAUCUUUUCUCUUGGAAGUUAAGUUGUAGUGUGCAUUUCUUAAUCCAAAGUAUAGCAGUACAUGUUACUUAACAUGUUCAUUACCAUCAUUGGCUAGACUUAUAUUCAUUUUAUUGUAUUGACGCCUUCAAAACGACUACCUAGUGUACUUCGAGGGAGAAAAGGUAGCAUGAAGCGAGCCUACGCCAUUGAAUGUACAGACGGUUGGCUGACGAGUAGCGUGAAUCGGACUUGAUCCUUGAGACAUUAAAACGCACCAUUCUCGCGUCCGACAUUUUGUAUUUGAGAGGCCUCCUUCGAAUGCAGGAAUUUAAUCCACAAACAUUUCUGAAAUAUACGUCC
Molecule: messenger RNA, 1666 nt
Organism: Colletes gigas
Lineage: Eukaryota; Metazoa; Arthropoda; Insecta; Hymenoptera; Colletidae
Gene: ringer
Product: tubulin polymerization-promoting protein homolog
Exons: 4
Coding region: 240-938 (232 amino acids)
Biological process (GO): microtubule bundle formation; positive regulation of protein polymerization; microtubule polymerization
Cellular component (GO): microtubule
Molecular function (GO): tubulin binding
Source: RefSeq, a predicted model, not a curated record